GCCCAGCACUACUCCCUUUACUUUCUAACUUCCCUCCUCUCGUCUCACAGCCUCUCUCCUCUCUCUAUAGGUCACUGCCUUUUGCUUUGUCCCAGCCCUUUCCCUACCAGCUUCUUACAUGCCUGGAGUUCCAGCUACCACUUUCCUACUGCAGCCUGUAAGGGAGAUGAUAUGGCAGCGAGACUCCGUGAUGAAAGGAGAAUAGAGUGAAAAACAGGCAAGAACAGGAUUUCAUUUCGGCAUAUAGGUUUCCAGGAGCCAUUGCCUUCAGCAUCACAAGUGCCUUCUGUUAUCUUCUCUUUUGGCAAUCAAGAAGCACAUGGAUUUUCUCAUAUGUAUUUACUACAUAGAGUCAGUCUAAAGUUGUCCAAGGUAUCCAUUCUCACCAAGAAUUCUCCAUAUACAAAGACCUUACAGAAGCCAUAGAUCCAGAAUAAUUAUACAAUUUACAUUGCGUGCCAAAUACAAGAUUAAUGUGUCUGACAAAUCAGGAUUCCUGGUAGCUAAAGAAACACAAUUCUCCAGAGUGUACUUGCUGGAACUUGAACGUGAAGUAGAAAAUGAUUCGCUCCUAGUAUCACAUGUCCCUUGUUUCUUUGACCUUAUUCUAAUAGUCAUCACAAACAGAAGGAACAAUGAGCCUAGGGAAUCUGCCUGUCAUCAAAACCCUUGUGUCUCGUUCCAGGCGGGAACGUUUGACAUUAAAACCAGAAAUGAUCAGCCCCCCAAUGGGGGACUUCCGCCACAUUAUGCAUGUGGGCAGGAAAGGAGAAGUGUUUGGGGAUACUUCAUUUCUUACCCAACUCCAAGAAAGACGAAGACACCACCACUUGAACUACAUAACCAAAAAGUUACGCAAAGCAGGGUGGAUAUCGCCACAAAGUGCAUCAAACAGGGGAAGAGUUGAUUCUCCUGUCAUUCCUCCACCUGAUGUUUCCCCCAUCAUUAAGAAUGCUGUGUCCUUGCCACAGCUCACAAAGCACAGUUGGGAUUAUGAGAGGAAACAAGACAGAGAUAAGAUAUGGAACUGCCUCUCAGAACCAAACAGCCCUUAUGGAUUAGAAUCUGGGUUGUGCACCCUUCCUCGCGUCUCAGGCUCACAGAUGUUCGACACCAGCUCUGAGAAGUUUGAUGAAGACUGGCCAAGCAUUGCCCUUGCAGAUGGUGAAGACUGCAGCACCUGCACUGUUCCGGUGGAACUUUCUUGCAGCCUUUGGCGCUGUGACUCAAUGCAAUCUUUUACAAUGGACUUUGGUCCAUCUCUAAUGAGUGAGGUGCUAGAAGGGAUGAGCUUUUCUAAUGCACCCCAAGAAAAGGAGAGUGGAAAUAGCAAUGGCCCUGAUGAACAAAGCAUUCCACAAACCAACAGCAACACUUCCAGCCUAAAUGCUGCCAUGGAUGACACUGAGUGUGAACCAUUAAACGGGCACAGCGACACCCAACAAAUGAAGGUGCCCACAUCUUGGGAUCAUGAUAACGUAAAAGAGGAAAUGGAGUUGGACAUAGAGGUGGACAGUGGAAUUACAGAGUCCGAACAAAGCAGCCGAUGCCUUACGACAGAAUUAUGGGACAGUGGUGAUGGUUCUGAAAUAGAGAUGUAACAUUUUCUAAAAUGUAAACACUUAACGGUUUUUUUUUUGCUUCUAUAAAACUGGGGGAAAUUCAAAACAUGUUAUUUUUGCUAUCUAAAAUUCACUUUAAAAGCUUAGAAUUCAUCAAUAAAAAAAAUCUUAUGAUAUGUUGCACCCUGACAAUAAAGCCAAUGACUCGCUGAAAGCGGCAUCUACUAUCCACAGCCAGAGGAUAUAUACUUAUCCAGUUAUUAGCAUUGUUAUGGGCAGCAACGAGGUAGAAACUCAGUAAACUCUUGGUGCCUCUUAUGGUUUCUGUAAAGCUCAGCAUACUAACUACCAUGUAGCUGGUCACUUGUAUGUGAGAUGAUGCCAUUGGGCCAUUCAGAGAAAAUAUGGAUAGUGAUAAGGGUCUGAUCAAGUCGCUGUUAAAAAAUUUAGCUUUGGCUAAAAUCAAGGGCCAGGACAAGCAUUUUGAGGAGGAAGUUGUCUUUAUAAGCUGCUUAUUAAAUAAAAGCUCAACUAAAUAUAAGGAACUGUAAUACCAAAAGCACAGUUGUUAGUUCAAACCCCUGACACAUGGAAAAUAUUCAGUCAUUCAGUUAAUGGCUUUCCAGUGAUUACCAUUUUACUCUAGUUUAUCUGACUUAUACUGUACAUUUAUUGGUCAGGUUUGUCUAUUCAGCAUCUCCCUAAAUGAGGGAUCAUUGCAGGUUGAGCAGCAAUAGCAUUGCACUUGUAACUUAAAGAUGUAAUGGAUCAAGUAGUCCGGCCUUUAAUAAUUGUAUUAGUAAGUGUGAUAAAACAGGAGGAACAUCUACCUUCAACUUAUGGCAGGUAAAACAGUAGGAACCUCUACUUACAGGGAUUCUUAACCUAUGGGUUAGGGCCCAAAAAUGGCUCCCAGUGCUGUUUAGGGAAAGUCUCUUUGGUCUGCCUUAUUAUAAUAGAAAAUAAUAAUUGAAAUGGGGUGCUUUAGUGGGGGGAAAUGCUGAACUGAAGGGGCUAACUUAUUCACAUUCGAGUUUGUUUGUUUUUCGCUACCAUUCAAGAAAAUCGCAGCCAAAAAUUGUGACUGACUUUUGUUUCAAACAAUCACAAUUAAAAGAGAUACAACUAAUUUUUCAUCAAAAAUUUGCAAAAUUUAUCAAGUGGAAAUCUUUAAAAAAAAAAAA
Messenger RNA from Xenopus tropicalis (tropical clawed frog), 2746 nucleotides. It is a transcript of the gene cdc42ep1, whose product is annotated as CDC42 effector protein 1. Gene Ontology annotation, cellular component: cytoplasm; endomembrane system. The coding region runs from base 636 to 1601 and encodes 321 amino acids. Lineage: Eukaryota; Metazoa; Chordata; Amphibia; Anura; Pipidae. The transcript is spliced from 3 exons. The record is from RefSeq and is a predicted model, not a curated record.